Aspergillus affinis is the source of this 1145-nucleotide messenger RNA. RefSeq names its product TATA-binding protein-associated factor TAF6. NCBI's taxonomy places the organism in Eukaryota, Fungi, Ascomycota, Eurotiomycetes, Eurotiales, Aspergillaceae. Gene Ontology annotation, cellular component: SLIK (SAGA-like) complex; SAGA complex; transcription factor TFIID complex. The record is from RefSeq and is a predicted model, not a curated record. Gene Ontology annotation, biological process: RNA polymerase II preinitiation complex assembly; transcription initiation at RNA polymerase II promoter. Gene Ontology annotation, molecular function: transcription coactivator activity; RNA polymerase II general transcription initiation factor activity. The annotation marks the transcript as partial. The transcript has 2 exons.
GGUUUUUUGUGGUGGUUGUGGUGGUGGUUUUUGUGAUUUUUUUUUAUUGGCCGUUUGCGCGGGGGCGGCGGGUGUUUUUUUUUUUUGGUUUUUUUUUCUUUUUCCCCCCCCCCCCCCCCCCUCUUCUGAGUAUGUGCUUGGAGUUGUCAGGUGCUAAUGGAGAUAUCUUUUGAACAGCACAUUGGUUGGCCGUCGAAGGUGUACAACCGUCCAUUCCUCAGAAUCCUACCGCCGCCGAUUCGCGAAACCUGGAAUUGAUGUCCAAGGGUCCCAACGCCAACUCCACCCUGGCGGCUAUGAGCGGCAGCGGGAAUGUGGCCGUCAAACCGCUGGUGAAGCACGUGCUGUCGAAGGAGCUACAGCUAUACUUCGAGAAGGUUUGCAACGCGUUCCUGGACGAGUCCAGCGAGGAGUACCGCACGUCGGGCUACUCCAGUCUGCGGGAAGACCCGGGACUGCAUCAGCUGGUGCCGUACUUUGUGCAGUUCAUCUCCGAGAAGGUCACCCACGGCAUGAAGGAUAUCUUUAUCCUAACACAGGUAAUGCACAUGGCCGAGGCGUUGGUGCAGAACAAAUCGCUCUACGUGGACCCUUAUGUUGCAUCCCUCGUCCCUCCCAUCCUGACCUGCCUGAUUGGCCGACAACUCGGCGGAAAUGCCGAAUUGUCCGAACAGUUUGCCCUACGAGACCUGUCUGCGUCGCUCCUCGGCCUCAUUGCCAAGAAAUACUCCCCCUCGUCGAUGACGCUGAAGCCGCGACUCGUUCGAUCGUGUUUGAAGACAUUCCUAGACCCGUCGAAGCCGUUUGGCGCCCACUACGGCGCCAUCAUCGGCAUCCACGCGGUUGGCGGCGCGGAGGCGGUGCGCGUCCUGGUUUUGCCCAACGUGCCAACAUACGGAAACCUCCUAAAGGACGGCAUGGCCGACGAAAGUGCGCGGCGGCCGGAGGCCGAACGGGUCUUUGGAGCCCUUCUCAGCGUGCUGGCCACCUUGCGGGAGGGACGCAUGGCUCUGGCCAACGGCGACGGCGGAAUAGUCACCGACGAGGUACGGCAGCGACUUCACAAGGCCGUGGGGGAGUUCAUUGGUAGCAAGAUUAGCGAACUGGGCGAGGUGCAGCUGGCGCAUGCGAUUCUUGACUCAUAA